GAGGUGGUGUGAGUUAUUGCACCUCGGGCCGGGUCAUAGGCUAAUAUUAGUACUUUCAGUACUUUGAUUUUAGUUUUUUUUAAUUAAUGUCGUAAAUUGUUCUUGAUUGUGACAAAUAAUAUUUUUAAGCUAUAUAAUCAUAAAAUUCAUAUUUAAUAUUCAUAUUCUAAUGGCAGAAACAUCCCCUAUACUUACGAUUUUGUCUUCUUUUAUUUAUCAUCACAUGUAAACUUUACGACAAAUACGCUGUACCUAUUUACGGUAUCAACAUGUGAAAAGUCGAGAAAUUAGGUCCGUUUUCAAUUACUUCUGAAUUUCUGUAAUUUUAUAAUGGGUCUUCGUUUUUCCAAGCUAAAGAGGGCCAUAAUUACGGAGCACCUGCUGUUGACUAAUGUCCUGACCACGGGCGGAUUAAUGGGUUUAGGAGAUGUCAUCACACAGAACCUGGAAAUAAGAAUGGACAAGGAGGGCAAACAGAAAUAUAGUUUACAACGGACAGAGCGGAUGCUUGCAGUUGGUCUUGCUUUGGGUCCAUUUGGACAUUUGUGGUAUAGCAAGAUAGUGGAUAAAUUAGUCCCAGGGGUCGUGAGUACUCGCACAGCGGUCAAGAAAAUUCUUGCUGAUCAGGUUGUGGCUGGUCCUUUCUUCUGUAGUGCCUUCUUCUUUGGUAUGGGAUUACUAGAAGGAAAAGGAAAUCAGGGUGCUAUAGCGGAAGUGAAGGAGAAGUUUCUACCAGUCUACAUGCUUGACUGGUGUGUAUGGCCCCCUCUUCAGUUUAUCAACUUCCGAUUUCUGCCUAUGGAAUAUCGUGUUAUAUAUGUAGCAUGUAUAACGCUAUGCUGGAACACAUUUUUAUCGUAUUAUAAACACAUGGUAAGAAUUUCUUUAUGCUACAAAUUAACAAAUUAUAAUUAUAUUUCAUUUUCAUUAAAAAUUGUCCAAAUCAUUAAAAGUUAAAAAUGGUGUUUUCUUUGUUUUUGAGAAGACUUUUCUUUAGUGACACGAGAUAUGUUUGUGGAGUAUUGAGAUAUGUUGUGGAGCAUUGAGAUAUGUAGUGGAUUAUUGAGAUAUGUUGUGGAGUAUUGAGAUAUGUUGUGGAGUAUUGAGAUAUGUUUGUGGAGUAUUGAGAUAUGUUGUGGAGUAUUGAGAUAUGUUGUGGAAUAUUGAAAUAUGUUGUGGAGUAUUGAGAUAUGUUGUGGAUUAUUGAGAUAUGUAGUUAGUAUUGAGAUAUGUUGUGAAGUAUUGAGAUAUGUUGUGAAGUAUUGAGAUAUUGAGAGAUGUUGUGAAGUAUUGAGAGAUGUUGUGAAGUAUUGAGAUAUUUUGUGAAGUAUUGAGAUAUUUUUGUGGAGUAUUAAGAUGUGUUUGUGGAGUAUUGAGAUAUGUUGUGGAGUUUUGAGAUAUGUUGUGAAGUAUUGAGAUAAGUUGUGGAGUAUUGAGAUAUGCUGUUAAGUAUUGAGAUAUGUUGUGGAGUAUUGAGAUAUGUUUGUGGAGUAUUGAGAUAUGUUUGUGGAGUAUUGAGAUAUGUUUGUGGAGUAUUGAAAUAUGUUUGUGGAGUAUUGAGAUGUGUUGUGGAGUAUUGAGAUAAGUUGUGGAGUAUUGAGAUAUGUUGUAGAGUUUUGAGAUAUGUUGUGGAGUAUUGAGAUAUGUUGUGGAGUUUUGAGAUAUGUUGUGAAGUAUUGAGAUAAGUUGUGGAAUAUUGAGAUAUGUUGUUAAGUAUUGAGAUAAGUUGUAGAGUACUGAGAUGUGUUGUGGAGUAUGGAGAUGUGUUGUGGAGUAUUGAGAUGUGUUGUGGAGUAUUGAGAUAAGUUGUGGAGUAUUGAGAUAUGUUGUGGGAUAUUGAGAUAAGUUGUGGAGUAUUGAGAUAUGUUGUGGAGUAUUGAGAUAUGUUGUGGAGUAUUGAGAUAUGUUGUGGAGUAUUGAGAUAUGUUUGUGGAGUAUUGAAAUAAGUUGUGGAGUAUUGAGAUAUGUUGUGGAUUAUUGAGAUAAGUUGUGGAGCAUUGAGAUAUGUUGUAGAGUAUUGAGAUAUGUUGUGGCGUAUUAUUGAAUAAGUAACACAUUUAUUUUAGGAUUCACAUCAACAUCAGGAAAUUCCAGAGCAAACUAAAAGCUGAUGUUCAGAGACACUAGAGGAAGAAAUCUGUGUGAUGGUGUUCAUGUGAUAUUUAUUCAAGUGAACAAUGUUAUGUAUAUCUAAACAGUAAUUAAGGAUGAUUGUUGUGUAUCAGAACUUUAUAUUCCUUAAUGAAUACUCAUGAUGUACAUGCCUUUUUAUAAACAUUUAUUUAUCUGGUUUUUUUCUUUUUUAUGAUUGAAUUGUCAUCAUAUUGAAUUAAGUAUUUUAUUUAUUAAAUAAAUUUAUAUUAAAAAAG
Molecule: messenger RNA, 2369 nt
Organism: Ostrea edulis (European flat oyster)
Lineage: Eukaryota; Metazoa; Mollusca; Bivalvia; Ostreida; Ostreidae
Product: mpv17-like protein 2
Exons: 4
Coding region: 331-957 (208 amino acids)
Biological process (GO): mitochondrial ribosome assembly
Cellular component (GO): cytoplasm; membrane
Source: RefSeq, a predicted model, not a curated record